AUGUCCGUAAAAAGUUUUAUCUUAGCUUUGAGACGUUUCCUAGCAAGAAGAGGAAAUACAAAAAUAAUAUUUUCUGAUAAUGCAAAGACUUUCCGUUCAUCUUGUGAAAUACUGAAAUCUUUUCGUAAAAUAAUAAAGCAUCCAGAGCUGCAGAAUUUUGUAGCGUCGGAAAACAUCAUUUGGAAAUUUAUUCCAGAACGUUCUCCAUGGUGGGGAGGUUUCUGGGAACGAUUGAUGAAAAGUAUUAAAGACCCGCUGAGAAAAAUACUCGGUAGAGCUCUAUUGACAUUAGAAGAGCUUGCUACCAUCCUUACAGAAAUUGAGUUUAUUUUGAAUAAUAGACCAAUUACCUAUGAGUUCAAUGAUUUAAAUGAACCAAUUGCAUUAACACCUUCAUGUUUUUUAUUUCCAGGAAAGGACAAGAUUAACUUUCCAAAUUAUUUCCUUGAGGUAUUUGACAAAAGCUCUAACCAAAAGACUUUACAGAAACGUAAAUUGUUCCAGACUCGUUUAAUCAAGCAAAUUUGGUCUCAAUGGAAAGAACAGUAUUUAUUGCAAUUGAGAAGUGCUCAUAAUUUUUUAGUUCCUCACUCCCAACAGAACUUAAAAAUUGGAGAUGUAGUGCUUGUUGAAGGACCUUUGAAAAAUAAGUUACUGUGGGACAUGGGUGUGAUCGAUAAAAUUCUCAUAGGAAGAGAUGGCAAUGUACGUGCAUGCAUAGUCCGCACGUCUAAAGGUUGCUUAAGAAGAGCAAUUCAACUACUCUAUCCAUUCGAAGUGACUGUUUUGAAAUGA
This is a messenger RNA of Uloborus diversus, 795 nucleotides long. RefSeq lists its product as uncharacterized. Gene Ontology annotation, molecular function: nucleic acid binding. Lineage: Eukaryota; Metazoa; Arthropoda; Arachnida; Araneae; Uloboridae. The coding region runs from base 1 to 795 and encodes 264 amino acids. The record is from RefSeq and is a predicted model, not a curated record. Gene Ontology annotation, biological process: DNA integration. The transcript has a single exon.